This is a messenger RNA of Paramecium tetraurelia, 1209 nucleotides long. RefSeq lists its product as uncharacterized. The record is from RefSeq and is a predicted model, not a curated record. The transcript is spliced from 3 exons. Gene Ontology annotation, cellular component: commitment complex; U2-type prespliceosome; nuclear speck. Gene Ontology annotation, molecular function: pre-mRNA 3'-splice site binding; poly-pyrimidine tract binding. Lineage: Eukaryota; Ciliophora; Oligohymenophorea; Peniculida; Parameciidae.
AUGGAUAAAAAGAAAUUAAAAAAGAAGGUGGACGAAUCUGACAGCAGUGAUUUAGAACAGCUGUUAGAGAUAUCCAAGAAAUACAAAAAUCGACCAAGACCAGAAAAAUAGGAAAUCCCAAUAUUAAAGAAAGUGAAGCCUCCUGAGCCUCCACCUCAACCACCUCAGCCUACGACUCUGCCGCAAUUGUCAUCCUUUAAGAAGAGUGAGAGUGGAGCUUAUAAAGUACCUCAACAUCUGCAUAAAAACUAUCCUCAUGCAGUUCGACUCUAUUUGGGGAAUCUGCCAGAUAAUGUCGAUAAGGAUCAUCUCCACAAUUACAUAAGACAAUAGAUGGAAUCUCACGGAGCAGUGCUUGAUCCCGGAGAUCCAGUGAUACAAGUGCAAUUACAGCCAGGUCAGAAAUAUUGUUUCGUGUAAUUCAGAAGCAUCGAAGAAACGGAAGCAGCAUUACAAAUAGACACCAUCAAUUAUCAAGGCAAGCCACUCAAAUUCAAGAGAGUCAAAGAUUAUGAAAUCAGUCCACGUAUUGAGGGGGAAAGGGAAGUACCCAAGAUUCAACCCAAAGAACCUGCAUAGAAACUCUUUGUUUGUGGAUUAGCACCUGACACUGACAAUGAUGCUUUGGCUAACAUUCUGAGUGAAUAUGGCAAUUUGAAAUCAUUAAAUGUUGUUAGAGACAUAAAAAAUGUUUGUAAGGGUUUUGCAUUCUGCGAAUUUGAAACUGAUUUAGAAACGCAGAAUUGUGUAAAUGGGUUGAAUAACAAAGUCAUUGGUGGCAGGUUGUUGCAGGUUAAGAAGAAUGCUCAAUUGCCAACUCCAACUCAGGAUUAUAUUAUCGACACUAUUACUUUGGGUGAGCAAUCAGCUUUCGAAGCCAAAUUAUAAUAGAUCAAUUAAAUGAAAGUGAGUAGUGUAGUGGUGAUUAACAAUGCAGUCAGAAUCAAAAAUAUUGAGGAUGAUUAUGAAUAUAAUUUUAUCGUUAAGGAUUUAAAAAAAGAGAUUGAAAAAAUUGGCAGAUUGAUUAGUAUGGUGGUGCCAAGGAAGAAGGAUGGGUAUUCGGAAGGCAUAGGAAAGGUUUUUGUUGAGUUUGAGAAUGAGCAAUUUGCUAAGAUUGCUAUUAUUCUGUUGUAAAAUAAAAAGUAUGAUGGGAGAGAGAUAGACAUUGCCUUUUAUGAUCCAAGGUUGUAUGCGGAUAAACAAUAUUGA